Messenger RNA from Camellia sinensis, 2796 nucleotides. RefSeq names its product Calcineurin-like metallo-phosphoesterase superfamily protein. Gene Ontology annotation, molecular function: hydrolase activity. The record is from RefSeq and is a predicted model, not a curated record. Lineage: Eukaryota; Viridiplantae; Streptophyta; Magnoliopsida; Ericales; Theaceae.
GAGACCGAACGGUUUAUCUAAACCGGGACCGGUUCAACCGGUUUACUGAUUUUUAGGUUUUAUUAAGGAAAAGUAGAAGUAGAAUGAAAUAAAAUUAAUUAAUUAAUAAUAAAAUCAAAAGAUGACUUUUUUUUGUUUUGCUUUGUUGGGUCUCACACUACUCACUCUCUUGAUCAGUGUGUGUGUGUGUGUUUGUGUGUUUGAGAGAGAAGAAGAAGAAGAAGAAGAAGAAGAAGAAAUGGGGAAUGUGGUUGUGAUCAUCCUCUGGUUGAUGUUGUUCUUGGUGGCGACAUCGACAUGGACAUGGUCUUAUGAGAUGAUAGAUGUGAAGGAGGAUGGACCAGAGGAUGUGGUGUGGGUGGUUCAGCUCUCUGAUCUCCAUUUCAGCCUUCAUCAUCCCGACAGAGCUCGUGAUUUCAAGGACUUUGUCGGCCCUUCUCUUUCCAUGAUCAAUCCUUCACUCGUUCUCAUCACUGGAGAUCUCACAGAUGCUAAAAGCAAGGAUUUGUCGACAAUGAACCAAGAUGAGGCUGAGUGGCUGGAGUACCAGAAAGUAAUGGAAGAUGUUAUUAAAAGAAGUGGACUUAACAAGAACAUCUUCUAUGAUCUAAGAGGGAAUCACGAUAAUUUCGGUGUACCAAUCAUUGGUGGCUCAUUUGAUUUCUUUUCCAAGUAUAGCAUCAAUGCACUGUUGGGGAGAAGUGGGCAAGUCAAUAGUGUCGUUGUUCAGACUGCUAUCAGGAAAAUUCUCUUUGUUGGGUUUGACAGCACGAUGUCAGCGGGCAUUAGAGGCCCAACUAAUCUCUUUGGGCAUCCAACUGACCAACUAUUAUCUGAAAUAGAUUCUGAACUCUCACAAUGGAAUUCUCAUUCCACAGAAUCAGUAACCAAGAUUUCCUUUGGGCAUUUCCCGCUUUCAUUUUCGGCAGCCUCGGAUUCUGGGAAGACCCUGAAGGAUAUUUUUCUCAAGCAUUCCCUAUCAACUUAUCUAUGUGGACAUCUCCAUACAAGGUUUGGUAAGAAUUUGAAACGCCAUCAUCACUCGAGUGAUAAUCUCUUGAUCUCCCAAAGGUUUUUCCAGUUGAAUGCACAGCAAACACUUGCAAGUACAGAAAAUUGUUCAAAUGGAUCCCCAGCAGACAAAGAAUUCUGGGAGUGGGAAAUGGGUGACUGGAGGAGGAGUAGAGCCAUGCGCAUCUUGGCUAUUGACAGAGGUCUUGUGUCAUUUGUUGACAUUGAUUUCAAGUUGGGAACUAAAAAAACUAUCAUAUUACCCACAUUUCCUCUAGACUCGCGCUUUAUGUUGACAAUGUCAUCAGCUAAUCAGUAUAAAUGUCAGUUUGUAAACCCUUCAUCUUAUGUGAACAUCAGAGCUCUAAUUUUUUCUGUUUCCCCGAUUGUAUCUGUUAUGGCUAGGGUCUAUGACUCAAGACCUGGACAUCUCCUUAUGGUCCUAGAGUCAUCCAUGAGAAAACAUGCGGGUACCUACUCCAGGGGUGAUCUGUAUACGACCCCUUGGAAUUAUAAAGCUUUUGAGGAUUCAUCCCCUUAUAGAUUUUGGCUGCAAAUAGAGGCUACAGACGUCAUGGGCAGAUCAACUUUGACUGAAUUGAGGCCAUUCUCAAUAAAUGGUCUAAGCGCUAAGCUUUCGUGGACAUGGAAAGAGUUUCUAGCGAUGGGCUGUCAAUGGGCUGCUUUAUAUUACCCAAUUCUCUGGUCCAUUUAUUUGUUUAUGUUCUCCAUCCUUAUUAUUCCUAAAACUAUUCUUCAUUUUUCAAAGAAGCAUUACAAUUAUAAGAACUUCAAUGCCAAUAAAGGCUUUAUAAAUGGUAUGGCAUGGGUUUUGACAGAGCUGUAUGGACUUCCACUGUUAUGGUUGGGUAUGUUAGUUUACUUAUUUUACCUUUUGUUAUUUCCUUGGUUUUAUGGGCUUGUCUUCACUGAUGGUGGAGAAAGGGGAUAUAUGACCUAUAAAGGUUGGGUGGUGAAAUUCAACAAGGCAGGAAAACUGGAAUUUAUUGGGUUUCCAGAUAUAAUGGUGAUUGUUCUUCCACAUCUUUUAUUCGUCGUGUUGCCCACGAUUUUGGUGACUGGGGCAUUGACUGCCGAAAGAGGGAUGUAUCGAGAGCAUUUUUUUUCGCUUUCAGGCAAGAAGGAAGAUGAUGAUGUAUUGGAAAAUGAGGGACAUCAAAGGCAUGAUUCCUGCAGGAAUGGUAAAUCAAAGUUCUGUCUUGGCAAGCGUUGGAUUAGGAAUAUUCUCCUGGCGGUUUCUUUAGCAAUUUGUUGGAUGCAUUUUAAGAAUAGCAGAGCUCUGAUGAAAGCUUAUGAGAUGAAUCCAUUUCUUCAUUUCCCAGUAUAUGGCCUAUCAAUGCCCCUCUUGUUGGCUUAUGUCAUCUACAAAACCAGCAGGGUGUGAUGAACAUUGCUGAAAGCAAGCCUUCACUCCUCUCAAUCAAAUUCCCGUACACAUCUAGUUUACUAUACAGUAUACUUACAAGUGUUUUGUCAGCAAAGCAAGGCAAUAAUAUAUUGAAGCCUCAUGUUUCUGUUUUAUUGUUGCAAAUUGUGUAGUUAACUAUAUUGAAUGACCAUGGAGGAUGAUUGCUGCAUUUAUAUAGGGAGGUGUAGGAGCGUAGUUAGAAGCUGAUGAAGAACGAGGAGAAUAAAAUGAUAAAAAGAAAUAUUAUCUCAUACAUAGUUUGGCCAUAUAGCUCAUCUGACGCGGGAUGGACAGAAUGAAUGUUUCUGCUGAUUAUAUUGCCCUUUCUACUGAAAUUUGUUAAACUACUACUUUUA